Molecule: messenger RNA, 2157 nt
Organism: Dichomitus squalens LYAD-421 SS1
Lineage: Eukaryota; Fungi; Basidiomycota; Agaricomycetes; Polyporales; Polyporaceae
Product: NOL1/NOP2/sun family RNA met
Exons: 6
Coding region: 1-2157 (718 amino acids)
Biological process (GO): rRNA base methylation; maturation of LSU-rRNA
Cellular component (GO): nucleolus
Molecular function (GO): rRNA (cytosine-C5-)-methyltransferase activity; RNA binding
Source: RefSeq, a predicted model, not a curated record
AUGGGAAGACGCGCAAAGAACAAGCAGGGAGAUCCCUCACCUUUGGCUGAAGUCAAGGAAAAUGCUGGACGACCAUCCCAGAAGAAGCUCGGCAAGCGGAAAGCGGACGAUGUCGAUUCUGCGAACAAACGGCCUGCAAAAAAGGUGAAGGAAGGCGAGGCUAGAACGGACAAGCCCUCGAAGCCCACUGCGGCGAAGGGCAGGGCGACGACCGCUUCCAAGAACGAGGGCAAGGCAAGACCCGUCAAAUCCAAGUCGAAGAAGCCUAGUUUCGAGGACGAUGCUGAGGGUGCAGGAGGCAGCGAGGGCUGGGAGGACGUCGAGGACGAUGGGGACUUACAGCAACAUGCGAAGACAUUAUUCCAUGAGGACGAUGAAGAUGAAUUUGUUGGCUUCGAAGGAGACCUGAACGACCUAGAUUUGGAUGGCGCGGACGAGGACGAUGACCUAUUGAGAGGUCCCGCCCAAGAGCUCGACCUCGGCUCGGACGAUGAAGAAGAGGAUGAGCUCCCCGUAAAGCUCAAGAGCAAAAAGUCAAAACAAGCUGACCGCCCACUCAAGAUCAUACCGACCAUGUCGGACGCGUCUUCAGGCGAGAGUGACGAGGAGGAAGAGGACGAGGACGGCCCCAUCACCAUGAAGAAUAUCGAGGCCCGCUCACGUGCUUUGGACGCGAGAGCUGCCCGUGAGGCAGAGCUCGAUCUGGAAGAGUUGCAGCAGGCCGAGCUUGCAGGAGAGGAGGACGGGGACGAUUUCGCGGACGCGGAUAUGGACGAGGAAGGUGAGGGCGGGGAGGACAGCGAGGCCUUUGUCCUGCCAACGGCGGAGGAGAGGGAGGAAGAGAAGAAGAGAGGCGGCCCAGACGUGCACACGGUUCAGAGACGAAUGCGCGAGUGUGUAAGGGUACUAGGCAACUUCAACAAGCUUGCGGCUAAAGGAAGGUCGAGAUCGGAGUACGUCCAGCAGCUCAUCUCGGACAUUGCAAGCUAUUACGGCUAUAAUGACUUCCUCGCCGAGAAAUUGUUCCAACUCUUCCCCGUUGCAGAGGCAAUUGAGUUCUUCGAGGCGAACGAGGUACCCCGACCCGUAACAAUCCGGACGAACACCCUCCGGACACGGAGACGCGACCUCGCACAAGCGCUGAUCAACCGCGGCGUGAACUUGGAGCCCAUCGGCAAAUGGACGAACGUUGGCCUGCAGGUGUUCGAGUCGAGCGUACCGAUCGGCGCGACGCCCGAGUAUCUCGCCGGCCACUACAUGCUGCAAGCCGCCUCGUCGUUCCUGCCGGUGAUCGCGCUGUCUCCCCAACCUGGCGAGCGCGUGCUGGACAUGGCGUCCGCCCCGGGCGGCAAGACGACGCAUAUGGCGGCGCUCAUGCAAAACACGGGCGUCGUUUUCGCCAACGACGCGAACAAGGCGCGCGUGAAGAGUCUGACGGCGAACGUCCACCGGCUGGGCUGCAAGAACGUCGUGGUGUGCUCCUACGACGGCCGUGAGUUCCCGAAGGUCAUCGGAGGGUUCGACAGGGUCCUGCUCGAUGCCCCUUGCAGCGGGACAGGUGUCAUUUCCAAGGACGCGAGCGUCAAGACCAACAAGUCCGAACGUGACUUUGCGCUCCUCUCGCACCUCCAAAAACAGCUCAUACUCUGCGCCAUCGACAGCGUCGCACCAGACUCCAAGACUGGCGGGUACCUCGUCUACUCGACCUGUUCGGUGACGGUCGAUGAGAACGAGGCGGUGGUGGACUACGCGCUCCGAAAACGUCCCAACGUGAAGCUUGUCGACACUGGGCUCGAGUUCGGCCGUCCCGGAUACACCAGCUACCGCGGGAAGACGUUCAGCGAUAAGCUGAGCCUCACGCGUCGCUUCUAUCCCCAUGUGCACAACAUGGACGGGUUCUACGUCGCAAAGUUCAAAGUCGAGAAGCGCGCCAAGGUUAAGGGCGAGAAGGACGAAGCCGCCGGCGGCACGAAGGGUGUCGAUGCUGAUGUCGAUAUGGGUGACGCAUCGCCCGCAUUCGACGAUGCGGAGGACCAGCAGUAUAUCGAAGGUGAGCUCAGCCUCUAUAUCUUAUGCCCCUUCGCUUCCUGCGCGCACGAGCGUCGAGAGACGACCAGGCAGGGCUUUGUUGUGAUGCUCGUCGAUCUUGGAUACUGA